AUGACAUGGGGGUAUGACAGCUCCCUUCGUAUUUGGAGGGUACAGAAGACUGGCCAGCAGAUCCUUGAAAGGGGCUGUAGGAGAGAGGGAGAACAUGGUUUCUUAGCUGCUGUGUUGGAAACGCCCACCAGACUGGACCUCACUGGAGACCAAACUAAGCCCAUCUUGGGAUCUGGCCAGUGCCGUAUCUUCCCCCUCCUAUAAGGACCAGCUUAGUCAGUUCCUCCAUCUCUCACCUCUCAGCACCUUCCUGUGUGGUUCUGGACCACCUGUUGAAGUCCCAGCAUGCCUUUCCCAAGCUCACGGAAGUCAUGGAGAAAAGGAGGCCCAAACACACCAAGAAAACGCUGAGGCAAAGGCAUGGCUGGGAUCCCAGCACAGAAUCCCCAUCCUCCUGCAGUUACAGUCUUGGCUGAGCUGAGCCCUUUCCUCACAGUGUUUGGCUUGGAUGAUGGACUAGUACAGGAGCGAACCCUCUAA
This is a messenger RNA of Aethalodelphis obliquidens (Pacific white-sided dolphin), 480 nucleotides long. RefSeq lists its product as uncharacterized. The record is from RefSeq and is a predicted model, not a curated record. NCBI's taxonomy places the organism in Eukaryota, Metazoa, Chordata, Mammalia, Artiodactyla, Delphinidae.